This is a messenger RNA of Saprolegnia diclina VS20, 1727 nucleotides long. Its product is annotated as TKL protein kinase. The transcript has 10 exons. The record is from RefSeq and is a predicted model, not a curated record. Gene Ontology annotation, biological process: protein phosphorylation. The coding region runs from base 93 to 1727 and encodes 544 amino acids. Gene Ontology annotation, molecular function: protein binding; ATP binding; protein kinase activity. Lineage: Eukaryota; Oomycota; Saprolegniomycetes; Saprolegniales; Saprolegniaceae.
GCACAACCUGGCGGUUUAAAAUACUUUCGAGUGGUUGCAGUAGGCUAAGUAUACUUGAUUGCGAAUAAUCACGCGUCAGCUGCCACCUCGCCAUGCCAUCGUUGACCGACGCCGAGAGAGCCGCUUUCGAGGCCAUCGAGCUUGGCGAUUACGUCGGCGUCGCCCGGUUCUUGGCUACAAGCAACGUCCAUGUUGCCGACCCCGACAAGAAGUCGAGCCAGUAUACGUAUACGCUCGUGCAUGCGGCGCUCCACGCAGUCGCUGCCGGCUGUCGCGCGAUUGAGGCGAGAACAGAACUCAGCCAAGCCACAUUGGCACUCGAGAUCCGCGCGCUGCACGAUCAGCAGCGCGGGAUCUUGGAGCUCCUUUUGCGCUUUGGCUUUGACGUCACCCAAGCGUGCAAUCAGGACCUUCUGUCGCUGCCAACCGUCGCGAUGCGGCUCGUGGGACCGCCGUACACGGUCGCAUUUCUGCAAGUUCUCUUGAAUCCCAACCUGACAAAGAGCGGCAUCACGCCACACAUGUGGGACCUCGUGCCGGCGCAACCGUGCGUCUUUGAGGCCGUCCAGCGCGACAACGUGGCGGCCCUGGAAUUCUUCAUGGCGCAAGGCGUUGACCCGACGACGACAAACAAGAUGGGCGAAUGUCUCCUGUUCAAAGCCGUGCAGCGGCGCAGCAUGGCCACGGUCGAGCUGCUCUUGCACCAAAGCCGCAUCAACGUCAACCAGACCACCACCAUGGGCGACGAGUCGCCGCUAUUGGCCGCUGUGCGACUGCGCGCCCUCGACAUCGUCGAACUUUUGCUUGGAAAUGGCGCCGACAAGGAGCUACCUGACAGAAACAAGAACACGCCGCUCAUGAUUGCACUCCGGCGUGACUACACCGACAUUGCGAUGGCGCUCGAGACUCGCAGCAUCUUGGACGUGCACUACGAUGACAAAGUGGUCGUCUUCCACGAUUACUGUAUCGGGAGUGGCUCGCGUAGCAUCGUGUUCCGGGGCUCGUUCAAUGGUCGCUACGUGGCUGUCAAGGAAUCCCGCCGCGUUUACGACGUUUCGAUGUGGAUCGAACUGCAAUUAUAUUUGACGAGACUCCGGUCCGAGCACAUUGUCAAGUUGCUGCACAUCGACUUCAACCAGAAAGAGCGGCGGGUCGCGUUGGUCCUGGAGCUCAUGGCCAUGAACUUGUGUGAGCUCUUGGGGCAAGAAGCCAAGCUGUCGCUUGCGCAAAAGGUCCGCAUCGCCCUCGAUGUCGUUCAAGGGGUCGCCAGCCUGCACGAAAAGAAAAUUUUGCAUUGCAAUCUCAAGUCGAGAAACGUCCUUAUUGACGACAAUGGCCGCGCCAAGGUCGGAGGUUUUGCUUGCAGUACAAGCCAGCAGAGCGCGAGUGACGCCGACGAGUAUCAGGGCACACUGUGGUACAUGGCGCCCGAGCUCCUGACGUACCCACCUGCUGCCCCUUCCGAGGCGUCGGACGUCUAUGCAUUUGGCAUCCUCCUCACAGAGCUCGAUGCCAACACGGGCGAGGUCCCGUACGGAAACGUUGGUUACGAAAGCCCCUUUGCGCUUCCGAAUCAAGUCCGAUCCGGUCUGCGUCCCGCCCUCCAAGACGAUUGCCCUCCAUGGUUCCGCGAGCUGGCGGUCCAGUGCAUGGCGGAGGUUCCGAGCGACCGCCCCAAUGUGUCGACGAUCAUUGACACUUUAAAGAAGAAAUUAUGCGAUAUAUAA